AUGGGAAGUUCAGCCAAGACUCGCAGCACCUGCCCGCAGCUCCCGGCCGGCUGCGCAGACCGGCCGGGGGCGGGAGGCUGCACUCACCUGGCGCACAAAGGCUCCGCACACCUCCGGAGGGAGGAGGCACUCGCAGGUCCGGGGGCCUCGGCGGAAGCGACAAUGGGAAAUUCCAGCGGCACCGGAGCCCCGAACUUACCCACCACCCCAGGCGGCCUUCUCCCCACCUCCCGCUGCCCCCGGGGCUCUAAGGUGGCUCUGGCUAGGCCGGGUGCUCCGCGGCGGCCGCGCCCGCGGGGACACGGGGACACACACGGGCGCGCGAGGCCCCAGCGCUCGGCUGCGCUCCGGGGACGGGCCUCCGGGCAGGCCGGGCCUCCCGCCCGGAGACAGAGCUCCGGGCGGCUCGGCCUGCACCGCUCGAAGAACCAGCCCGGCGGGAACAAAGCCUGGUCCUCCCCAGGCGCUGACCCCUCACUCAUCAAAAACCUCCAAGGCUCCAGUCUGGCGGCCGUGUCCCCGGCCAGUGGAGCACUGGCGCGGAAGGCGCCCGGCCGCUCGCCCGGCCAAGCGGCCGGCCAGCGGCGGCGGCGGCCGCGGCGACGGCUCCCGGCCGGGUGCGCGCCCCGCGCCGCGGCUCAGCCCGGGGGCUCCGGCGCCUCCCGGGGUGGGGCAAAGUUGGGGGCCGGGGGCGGCGGGGGCGGGGGCACUUGGCACCGCGAAACCCCCCCCACUCCGCCGACCGCCGCCUUUGUCUCGGCGCCCGGACCCCGGCCACCCUCCCGCCCUCAGCCCGCGCCCCGGCCGGCCCUGCCCGGAGGCGCCUCCAAAGUCGCCGCGCGGGCCUCGCCCCGGGCGCCUCCACCCUCUCGGGGGGUCGCCGGCAGCCGGCGGCGGCGGCGCGGGGGCCGGGGAGGAGGGGGCGGCCCGGGGCUCCGCGGCGGCGGCGGCGGCGCGGCGCUGCUGGCGGCGGCGGCGGCGGCGGCGGGAGCUGGCGGCGCUUUUAAUCCCGAAAAGAGGCGCUCGGGCCGCGGAGCCCAUCAAGGCAGCAGCGGCGGCUGGCGGGGGUCGGCUGCGGCGGAGGACGCGCUGCUGGCGGCGGCGGCGGCGGCGGCGGCGGAGCUGGAGCGCGCUCGGCGGAGCCCGGGGCGGGAGGCGGCCGCAGCCGGGGAGCCGGAGCCGCCGCCGCCGCUGCCGCCGAGCAGCAUGGCAGCACUCCGGGCCGACCGGCCCGUGCCCCAGCCUUACAGCGCCCCGCAGUCUUGCCCUUUUGUGGUCUCCUGGUGGGAUCCAAGGUGCCGCGCGGAGGAGGCGGGCUGCUCGGCAGUGCCGAGGUCAGAGGCGCCGCUGACGCCGGCCCCUGAGCGCGUGGGGAGGAAAGGGUUAAGCUGCCUGAGCCUCGGGAAGGGGCUGCGCUCAUUCCGGAGCGAGGUGCAGCCACCAGCAGCUGUGAUUUAG
Cervus elaphus (red deer) is the source of this 1458-nucleotide messenger RNA. Its product is annotated as collagen alpha-1(III) chain-like. NCBI's taxonomy places the organism in Eukaryota, Metazoa, Chordata, Mammalia, Artiodactyla, Cervidae. The transcript has 6 exons. The record is from RefSeq and is a predicted model, not a curated record. Bases 1 to 1458 code for a protein of 485 amino acids.